This is a messenger RNA of Staurois parvus, 271 nucleotides long. Lineage: Eukaryota; Metazoa; Chordata; Amphibia; Anura; Ranidae. The record is from the annotation of a GenBank genome assembly.
UGGGCACUGUUGGGUAGAACUGCUGGGCACUGGUGGGUGGCACUGCUGGGCACUGAUGAUCAGUAAAGUGUGGUUCAUAUCAGGGGCGACUGACAAGUCAUGGGGCCCCCGGGCAAUAGGGGAUCAUGGGGCCUCUGUGUCCUUGGCCAAACUCACAAAAGCCUAUGAAAAAGGUACCAGGGGCAUCUCAUGGGGCCCCCUACUGACCCUGGGCCCUCGGGCAGUGCCCGAGUUUCCAAAUGGUCAGUCCGCCCCUGGGUCAUAUGGAGUG